UUCCUUCUCCUCCUGCUUCAAGGAUCUGAGUGGUGCCGGGCGUUGUAUUCCUUGUGAAGUUGUAGUAGGCAGGAUGGGGAGCUUGUUACAGUUCAUAAGGCUGGUGGGGCAACUGAAGAGAGUACCACGGACAGGCUGGGUAUAUAGAAAAGUAGCAAAUCCAGAGAGUGUCUCAGAUCAUAUGUACAGGAUGGCAGUCAUGGCUUUGGUAACUGAAGAUAAAGAACUUAAUAAAGAUAGAUGUAUACGACUCGCUCUGGUUCAUGAUAUGGCUGAGUGCAUUGUUGGUGACAUUGCUCCUGCUGAUAACAUUACCAAAGAGGAGAAACAUAGACGAGAAAAGGAGGCUAUGAAACAUUUGACCCAGCUGCUGUCGGAAGACGUAAAAAAAGAAAUUUAUGAACUUUGGGAGGAAUAUGAAUACCAGGCUAGUGCUGAAGCAAGAUUUGUGAAAGAGCUGGACCAAUGUGAGAUGAUACUUCAAGCUUUUGAGUAUGAAGAGUUAGAAAAAAACCCUGGAAGACUACAGGAAUUUUAUGACUCAACUGCAGUAAAGAAACGGAAGCUUGGAGCCAGAAUCCUCGAACAAAGGAAAACAGUUUAUUAGUAACAAAAGUACUUUUGCUGUGGCACUGAAUGCUCAUUACAAAAGGGAGCAAUCCACCAAGUCACAGUGAAUCAAGUGAAGCCUGUGGAACAGCUGUGGUUGGUAGACUAAGGACAAAGGAUAUGUCUAAA
This is a messenger RNA of Eublepharis macularius, 738 nucleotides long. It is a transcript of the gene HDDC2, whose product is annotated as HD domain containing 2. The coding region runs from base 74 to 607 and encodes 177 amino acids. Gene Ontology annotation, cellular component: cytoplasm. The record is from RefSeq and is a predicted model, not a curated record. NCBI's taxonomy places the organism in Eukaryota, Metazoa, Chordata, Lepidosauria, Squamata, Eublepharidae. The transcript is spliced from 6 exons. Gene Ontology annotation, molecular function: 5'-deoxynucleotidase activity.